AUGGCGUCCCCGGCGCUGGCGGCGGCGCUGGCGGCGGCGGCGGCGGCGGCGGGGCCCAACGCGAGCGGCGCCGGCGAGGGGGGCAGCGGCGGGGCCGCCAACGCCUCGGGCGCUGCGCCGGGGGCCGCCUGGGGGCCGCCUGGGGGCCAGUACUCGGCGGGCGCCGUGGCGGGGCUGGCUGCCGUGGUGGGCUUCCUCAUCGUCUUCACCGUGGUGGGCAACGUGCUGGUGGUGAUCGCCGUGCUGACCAGCCGGGCGCUGCGUGCGCCGCAGAACCUCUUCCUGGUGUCGCUGGCCUCGGCCGACAUCCUGGUGGCCACGCUGGUCAUGCCUUUCUCGCUGGCCAACGAGCUCAUGGCCUACUGGUAUUUCGGGCAGGUGUGGUGUGGCGUGUACCUGGCGCUCGACGUGCUCUUCUGCACCUCGUCCAUCGUGCACCUGUGCGCCAUCAGCCUGGACCGCUACUGGUCGGUGACGCAGGCCGUCGAGUACAACCUGAAGCGCACACCGCGCCGCGUCAAGGCGACCAUCGUGGCCGUGUGGCUCAUCUCGGCUGUCAUCUCCUUCCCACCGCUCGUCUCGCUCUACCGCCAGCCCGACAGUGCCGCCUACCCGCAAUGCGGCCUCAACGACGAGACGUGGUACAUCCUAUCCUCCUGCAUCGGCUCCUUCUUCGCGCCCUGUCUCAUCAUGGGCCUGGUCUACGCGCGCAUCUACCGCGUGGCCAAGCUGCGUACGCGCACGCUCAGCGAGAAGCGCGCGCCCGCGGGCCCCGACGGUGCGUCCCCAACCACAGAGAACGGGCUGGGUGCGGCAGCAGGCGCGGGCGAGAAUGGGCACUGCGCGCCCCCGCGCCGCCCGUGCGCCGACGUGGACCCGGAGGACAGCAGCGCGGCGGCUGAGCGGCGGCGGCGCCGGGGUGCGCUGCGGCGGGGCGGGCGGCGGCGCGCGGGCGGAGAGGGGGGCGCGGGCGGCGCCGACGUGCCCGGGCCGGGGCCAGGGGCGACCGAUUCGGGCGCUCUGGCUGCCGCGAGGUCCCCGGGCCCCGGCGGGCGCCUGUCGCGCGCCAGCUCGCGCUCCGUCGAGUUCUUUUUGUCGCGCCGCCGCCGGGCGCGCAGCAGCGUGUGCCGCCGCAAGGUGGCCCAGGCGCGCGAGAAGCGCUUCACCUUCGUGCUGGCGGUGGUCAUGGGCGUGUUCGUGCUCUGCUGGUUCCCCUUCUUCUUCAGCUACAGCCUGUACGGCAUCUGCCGCGAGGCCUGCCAGGUGCCCGACCCGCUCUUCAAGUUCUUUUUCUGGAUCGGCUACUGCAACAGCUCGCUCAACCCGGUCAUCUACACCGUCUUUAACCAGGACUUCCGGCGUUCCUUUAAACACAUCCUCUUCCGACGGAGGAGAAGGGGCUUCAGGCAGUGAGCUGCGAGCCCGGCCCCGCGCAGACCCUGG
Callorhinus ursinus (northern fur seal) is the source of this 1443-nucleotide messenger RNA. RefSeq names its product adrenoceptor alpha 2C (gene ADRA2C). Gene Ontology annotation, biological process: platelet activation; regulation of smooth muscle contraction; regulation of vasoconstriction. The record is from RefSeq and is a predicted model, not a curated record. Gene Ontology annotation, cellular component: plasma membrane. NCBI's taxonomy places the organism in Eukaryota, Metazoa, Chordata, Mammalia, Carnivora, Otariidae. Gene Ontology annotation, molecular function: alpha2-adrenergic receptor activity; epinephrine binding.